CGGGGCUGGACCGGACCGAGCCCAGCUGAGCCGAGCCUAGCUGGGCUGAGAGGGGCCGAGCCGAGCGGAGCUGAGCUGAGCCGAUCCGAUCCAAUUCAAGCUGAGCUGAGCUGAGCCCAUCCGAUCCAAGCUGAGCCGAGCCGAGCCGAUUCGAUCCAAGCGGAGCUGACCCGAGCCGAACUGAGCCGAGCCGCCCCGGGCCCUCCCGCCGCCCGCCCGGCUGUUGACAAGCGGCGGCGGGAGUCAGCGCGCUCGUCCCCAUGUGGCGGACGCUGGCCCUCGCCUCCGCCUUCUUCCCGGGGCUCUUCGUCCUCUGCAUCCGGUUGCUGCGCUGGGCCGCCCCAGGAUGGAGCCUCAAGGACCGCAUCCUGCUCAGCGGCAGGCUGGUGUCAACGGUCCAAGCCACGAUGGCCACAGUGUCGGGGAUCACGGUUAUCCUCAGCUGCAAGAACGUGGUGUACGACAGGCACUGGCUGGCCGUGGAGUACAUCUGGGUCCUCGUUCCCUACAUGACUUAUGACAUCUAUGUCAUGUACCUCUGCCACUGGCACAAGAGCCUGGAAAAGGGAAUCACAGAGAAGAAGCACUCACUGGCCAGUGUGUGGAGCUUCCUCCUGCAGGAGCGGCUGAUGGUGACCCACCACCUCUUCAUCCUCAUCGUGCUCACCCCCAUCACCCAGCACUUCAGGGGAGAGCUGGGGGACUUCUUCGUGGGCUGCAUCUUCACAGCAGAGCUGAGCACACCUUUCGUAUCCCUGGGCAAAAUCCUCAUGCAGCUCAAAAUGCAGGACACGCUCCUGCACAAGGUGAACGGGAUCCUCAUCCUGGUGACCUUCUUCCUCUGCCGCAUCCUCCUCUUCCCCUUCAUGUACGCGGCCUACGGGUGGCAGGUGGGGAUGCCCGUGUACAUGGUGCCUUUCCGCAUCCCGCUGCACUGCAACAUCGCCAACGCCUCCCUCAUCGCCCCCCAGAUCUACUGGUUCAGGCUCAUCUGCCGCAAAGCCGCCCGUCUCUACGGCCGCCCGCCCGCCGACCGGAGCAGAUAACGGCCGGCCCUGCCAGCCCAGCCGGGGGCUGCCACGGGGUCGGCCCC
Lepidothrix coronata (blue-crowned manakin) is the source of this 1093-nucleotide messenger RNA. It is a transcript of the gene TLCD3A, whose product is annotated as family with sequence similarity 57 member A. The record is from RefSeq and is a predicted model, not a curated record. Gene Ontology annotation, cellular component: endoplasmic reticulum; membrane. Gene Ontology annotation, biological process: lipid homeostasis. The transcript has 5 exons. Bases 261 to 1046 code for a protein of 261 amino acids. NCBI's taxonomy places the organism in Eukaryota, Metazoa, Chordata, Aves, Passeriformes, Pipridae.